UCAAGAUUUCAAGCACUACAAAAGGCGGCAGAGAGCGCGCGCGCCUUCGAUCCACCCAACCCGAACCCGCCGCCGGCGCCUCCCAGAUCUCCCAAACCCUAGCCAGCUCCCCGCCGGCCGCCAUCCCGAUGUCCCAUGGCCUCCUCCUCCGUCCUUCCCAUGGGCUGCAGGUUCAGCCCCUCCGACGCCGACCUCAUCUGCGCCUACCUCCGCCCCAUGAUCGCAAGCGAGCCCCUCCCUGAGCCCGCCGCCAGGUUCCUGCACACCGCCGACGCGUACGCCGCCGAUCCGGCCGCCCUCGUCUCGGGCCUCCAGCCCGCGGUCCUGCUGGCGCCCAAGACCGGGGCGGAGAGGCGGUGCUGGUACUUCUUCGGCUCCGCCAAGGCCCUGUCCGGGCACAACAAGCACAGGUCCCGCGCCGUCGGCGGCGGCGAGGGCACGUGGCACGCCGAGAAGGGGAGGAAGGCCAUGCUCGACGGCGAGGGACGCGGCGGAGUCGUCGGGUACAAGCAGAGUUUCAGGUAUAAGCCCAUCCAUGCCGACGGAUCCGUGGAGGCCGUGUGGCUCAUGGUGGAGUUCCGUAUGGCCCAUGAUCAAGGAGAUGAUGGGAAAGGUGAGACGGUUCCGGUUCUUUGCAAGGUCUACCAGAGCCCGCGCAAGCCCCGAUCUGCGUCCGUCUCGACGUCGCCAGCAUACAGGAGGGGGAGGAAGAGGAAGGCCGGAGACGACUCAGCUCCGGUGACGACUGUGAAGCGGCGGCUGCUUGUCCCUCCUGCUGCACCAAUUCUGCCGCCGGUCGUCGAGCCACAGCUAGACUUGAACAACUGCUCGGAUGGCGUCUCAUUGGAGUUGGACCAGCUUCUUGAUGAUCUCAUGUCCGGCCUCACGCCUGAUCAAGUCCUGGGUGACUUCGUGAUGCCUGCCCCUGAAUCAGAUGUCAAUUGCAGCUUCUCCAUGGCCAUCCACGCCGGCAGCUACUGUGACAGGGUCCUCCUGGACGAAGGUGGUGACUUGUUGAUGCCUUUUCAUCAGAAUUCUGAUCAACUCCUUCUGGGUGACUUGUUGAUGCCUGUCGUCCCUGAAUCAGAGGUCAAUUGCAGCUCCUCCAUGUCCGACCAUGCCGGUUCCAUGGUGAGCAACUACGACACUGUCGUCCAUGGCGGUUCAGUCACACCCCUUUUUGACAAUUCUGAUCAAUUUGACUUGUCGAUGCCCAUCAUCGAACCACUGCCAACUGACUUGCAGAACCAGACAGCAAUGCUAAAUUUCGGCUUCCUGCCGUGUGCCCUGUAUGCUGGAAUUUGUGAUUCUUGGACAGGAGGCGACACCACGGACGAUGAAGCGGCCUCGGUCAGCUGGUAUGACUCUGCUCAAAGCUCACCGGCGGUUCCAACCGAGUGGAUGAUGCAAUCACCAUUUGCCACCCCAUAUCAAUAUCAAUUCUGAAGCUGACCAGCUUCUUAUUGUGUUUUUUUUUCUCACUACCCCAUGGAUAGGAUAUAUGUUUUUGUUGCUUGUGCCAAGGUUCAAGACCUUGAUGUGUUGGCUGAUGAUCGAUACAGUUUCGUCUUAUAAUGAUCUGGUUAUGUAUGUCAGGGUACAUUAUUAAGUAGUAAUGGCUAAAAGAUCAUGAUGUGUAUUGUCAUCUUUAACUGAAUUUAGAUGGCUGUUCAAUCUGAAUUUAGAUGUUUUAUUAUUCAGCAUGUGCCUGCUUGUGAUUUCCUGUGUUGUAAGCUGUAAUUAAUCCCAUUUAGCUGGCUGUCUUUGAUCCUACAGCUGGCUCAUGCACUUGGGAUCCUUUGCUGUCUGAUAACUAAUGAGUGUAGUAUAUAUUUGGAUCUUAAUUAGAAUGCAAUGCUUUUCUAACAGCUGGGGGAGAAAAUAAUGGUACUGAACUCAUGGAAAAGGAAAAGAAUGAAAUUUACUAGUUACAGUUUGACAUUGUUCUAGCUAACUCUUUCAGCACAUCUAACACAUUAGACCGGGAUUCCUGGUUCUAUCAUUCUUGAACCAUAUGAUUAUGGAAUAUUGGAGACACAAAUUAUCGGCCUUAGAAAUAGUUCUCUCUGUAUUACUCACACUUUAUUGUCAUCUCAUUUAGGUGGAAUUUGUGGUGGGCCUAUGUGCUGGAGCACUCGUACAAUUUCUGCAUCUUCCGGCAAAGGUGCUUAUUUUAAUGGGCAAAAAAUUCAUGUCAGGUCGACAGAUAAGAUAGCUGAAAAAAGCCACAAUCUAUAGAUAGAGCCACACGGACAGACGAUACAUGGUAUUGAGGAAACCUCAGAAGCUGAUAAAAAAGAAAGACAUGGAUGGUGUAUAGUUUACAGUCUUUGGUGCUUCUGUUGUUGUUUCCAAUGGUGCUGUUCACGAACAGGUCGGUUUCCACGAACAGGCGUCCAAGUAGCUGAUUACAUGAACUUCCUACAAGAACGAUGCUGAAUCUCAGGCUUUUUGAAAGCCCCCGGUUUUUUCGGCCACUGGACAGUUUCCGGUUCGUACAUAUGGAAGCAUACGACAAGUGGUCACUACUCCGCGACCUCGGCAUAUAAGGCUCAAUUCCUUGGCGCCACGCGAUCACCCAUGGGCCAGACGAUCUGGAAGGUCUGGGCGCCCCCAAAAGUCAAAUUUUUUGCAUGGCUUGCAACUCAAAACCGACUUUGGACGGCGGAUAGGCUCCAGAAGCGAGCUUGGCCAAAUUGCGGUUUAUGUCCUCUUUGCAAGCAGACUAAUGAAACGGUGGAUCAUCUCUUCUUCAAGUGUCGUUUCACUAGGAGGCUUUGGGGCAUGAUCAAGGAUUGGCUUGGGCUAGACGGCAUGGACACUUAUCGCUGGAAUGACGAGCGCUCCAUCAAGGAUUGGUGGAUCAACAUGUCCGAGAAGAACGUGGCAAAUCGGAAGGCAAUGGCAACCCUCACCAUGUUGUCUUGUUGGAAUAUUUGGUGCGAGCGAAAUGCUAGGGUGUUCCAACAAAAAUCGACGCUGCCAUCCAUCAUUUUUGGUAACAUCAAGAAUGAGGCUAGGCUUUGGAUCGCCGCCGGCGCGAAGCACUUGGGAAACAUCAUGCCGCGAGAGUAGAAUCUAUGUAUCUUAUCUUGCUUUUCUGUUGUAAAAGCAACUCUAAACUUCUUCUUAAUUAAUGGAUGAGGCAAAUCUUUUGCCUCCGUUUCGAAAAAAAAAGCCACUGGUUUUUGGACCAGUUUUUGGUUAU
This is a messenger RNA of Triticum aestivum (bread wheat), 3208 nucleotides long. RefSeq lists its product as uncharacterized. Lineage: Eukaryota; Viridiplantae; Streptophyta; Magnoliopsida; Poales; Poaceae. The record is from RefSeq and is a predicted model, not a curated record. The transcript is spliced from 5 exons. The coding region runs from base 136 to 1446 and encodes 436 amino acids. Gene Ontology annotation, molecular function: DNA binding. Gene Ontology annotation, biological process: regulation of DNA-templated transcription.